UCAAGGUCAGUAUGAGCAAGGCGGCUACUUCCCCGUCUCUCGGCUCGCAGUCCGGCUCGCAGCUGGAGUUGCGUUCACGCGACUCGACGCCCACGCCACACUCUUCGUGGUACGACGAGCAGGGCUACCUCAACGAACUCCAGAAAGGGGAGUUGGAGAGUUCGUUCGAGUCGUGGCCGCAGGAUCACCUGGAAUAUGAACACCCGACAAGCCAGGAGAUUGACCUGCGGUCACGCAGCAUGCAGACGCAGCUGCGUGCCGAGCAGACCGCGCCGAACGAGCCCGUCAUCCGCACCGCCGUCGAGGCGCCGCUUGAGGAAAAUGCCGGCGGAGAAGAGUUGUGGUUCGACUUCCAGAGGCUGCUGGGAACUCCACCGAACCGCAGUACCUUUCUGGCCUCGAUGGCUGUGCUCAUGGGCGUGUGCUUCAUAUUGGGCGUCAUCAUAUCACUUGCGGCUAAAGCGGGUCAGGGCGAAAAAGGAAACAACCUGGAGCUGAUUCCCGAUGCCUUCGACAACGAUCAGGAGGUAUUAGCCUGCGAGAACUCCGACGUCACGGUGUCCACAGCACGCCCGGAAAAGACAGAGCCGAUGACAGCUGCUCGCAGGAAGGCUACAGUUUCACGGCGACAAAGGAGUGCUACCGUCGUGUUCGCCUCCCGAAAGUCAGCGAUCAAAGCACGCAAGGUGGGCAGAGCUGCGCCGCGGCGUCGGAGGCGCCUAUUGAAGAGCACGACACGCAAGCGCAGUGUGCGAUCUUCAACGAGUCGCCGGCUGAAAAUCACGACGCGAAAGAAGAAGAGACAGCAUACUGCGGCAGCGAAGGCACGACGCCAUGGUACGGGGAGUUUUGCCAUGCGCGAACACGUCACGACCAAGAAGGGACAACGCAGCAGUGUGACUACAGAAGCCCCCGACAGUUCCAUUACAGAGCAGAG
Molecule: messenger RNA, 937 nt
Organism: Rhipicephalus microplus (southern cattle tick)
Lineage: Eukaryota; Metazoa; Arthropoda; Arachnida; Ixodida; Ixodidae
Source: RefSeq, a predicted model, not a curated record